AUGAAGUUUGCAGUCAAACUGGUGACAAUUUUUGUCUUGAUAAAAUCAAUUGAAGUAGUCGUUCUAUCUCAAGUGGCUACCCAAUUCGACACCUCCACUGCAUUACACCUUGAGAAGACACCUGCCAUACUCAGUGACAAGCAUGAGUUUGUGCUGGAUUUGCAACAUUUCAGGCUCAACAAACUGCUCAUUACUUAUAUAACAAACACUGUUGAGAGGCUGGUCAGUUGGGAUGCUGUCUAUUUUGUGGAUUUCUUCAAAUCGGGCACGGUUGAUUACGAACAACAUUGGGUAUUUGGCCCAGCCUGGUGGAGACUGGUUCAUGUGGUGGGAACGCGUUUGACCUCUAAUUAUUACUGGGUUAUUAUUAUUGGGUUUCUAAUAACUGGAAUAUGUCAUUUCGGAACCUCGGUGAUGGUCUACUUUUUAACAAAGAGUAUUUUUCAGGAUGAACAAAUGGGCCAGCGAGCAGCUCUGCUGAGUGUAUUAUCUCCUGCAGGCGUAUUUCUCACCAGUCCGUACAGCGAGUCGCUGUGUUCAUUCCUGACAAUGUGUGGCUUAUUUCUACAUGAGCAAUCAUUCGACCGUGCCACGUUAACCGUGAAGUCAAAAGUUUUCUAUCUUUUCAGUGGAGUUCUGUUUGGUAUCAGUCUCACCGUUAGAUCCAAUGCCUUACUACUGGGUGCCAUCUUCGCCUAUGAUUUCGCCAUUUUGGCUUACAGCAAACUGUUCCUGUUGUCACUAGUACCACUGGCUUCGGGGGCUCUCACGGGAUCUUUUUUCGUAUGGUUGAAUUACUUGCCCUACAAGGAGCUCUGCCCUGAGCGUGGAGAAUGGUGCGACAGUGCGAUCCCCAGCUUGAUGCUCUAUGCUCAAGCCCACCACUGGAACAAUGGAUUCCUGAAAUAUUGGACUCCAAACAAUAUUCCAAACUUCUUGUUUGCUCUUCCCACAAUAUAUCUCUUCAGUGCCUCGCUAUGGGAAUUUAGAUCAGAGAAGAGGAUCCAGAGUACCGUGAUAGUAUCGCUGCUGUUUUUGGUGCUGAACGUCACAUCAUGGAAUGUCCAGAUUAUCACAAGGAUAUCCUCGUUCUUGCCAAUAGGCUACUGGUACCUUGCUCAGGAACACAAACAGGUUUCCAGGACAAGAUGGGUAACUUGGAGCGUUAUCUGGAUCAUCGUUCAGACUGGCCUGUUUGGUAUGUUUUUACCACCCGCCUAA
This is a messenger RNA of Kuraishia capsulata CBS 1993, 1221 nucleotides long. RefSeq lists its product as uncharacterized. Gene Ontology annotation, biological process: GPI anchor biosynthetic process. Gene Ontology annotation, molecular function: alpha-1,6-mannosyltransferase activity; GPI mannosyltransferase activity. Lineage: Eukaryota; Fungi; Ascomycota; Pichiomycetes; Pichiales; Pichiaceae. The transcript has a single exon. The record is from RefSeq and is a predicted model, not a curated record. The coding region runs from base 1 to 1221 and encodes 406 amino acids. Gene Ontology annotation, cellular component: endoplasmic reticulum membrane; mannosyltransferase complex.